GCCUCGUCAUUACCGAAGAGCAAUGAAAAGGAAAAUGGCAGCUGAAUAGCUUUUAUAGAUGAUAGAUAGAUAGAUUGCGCGCGAAUCAGUUGUUCAUUCCAAAUCCAAACUUCUCCAUUUUCCAUUCUCACAUUCUCACAUUCUCAGUUGUUGACCCCGAGUAUUGCUAACUCUAGGCGAUGGCAGUUACGUUUAGCCAUCGCCGUUGGUAUCCGGCGCCGCUUCCUUCAAACCCUAGCAUGUGUUCACCAUUUCUUGGCAACACCUCAUUCAGUUAUGGAAAAUUUCAAUUUAAAAGGAGUUUCUGCUAUUCAAUCAUAUCAUAUAGAAGGGCCCCAACUCAGGCACUCUUUUGGUGGCCUAAGAAGGCUGAGCAACCUGAAUUAGAUCUCUCACUUGGACAUUUCCAAUUGACAGGGUCAGGCUCAGGCUCAGAGGGAGCUCCUGAAAAUUUGAAGAAACCCGAAAUAUCGGUUUCAGUGGUUACAUCAAUCUCCGAAGUUUCUGCUAAGGAUUGGGAUGCCUGUAAUCUAGACUCCACUGGUCCUGAAAGGUUCAACCCCUUCCUUAGCCAUGGUUUUCUUUCUAGCUUAGAGGAGUCAGGCAGUGCAGUAAAGGAAACAGGAUGGAUGCCAGUACACAUUAUUGCCCAAGAUGAGUGUCAAAAUAUUGUAGGUGUUGUUCCACUCUAUCUGAAAAGCCAUUCAUAUGGUGAAUAUGUUUUUGAUCAUUCUUGGGCAGAUGCAUACUACAGUUAUGGUGCCAGAUAUUAUCCAAAACUUCAAUGCUGUGUCCCCUUCACUCCAGUAACUGGUCAAAGAAUCCUACUGCGAGACACUUUAUAUAAGGAUCAAGUAUUUGACAUUUUAGUCUCAUCAAUGAUGGCUCUGACAGCAAAGUUGCAGGCUUCCUCAUUACAUGUUACCUUUCCAUCUGAAGGUGAAUCGCAAAAAAUGAAGGAUAAAGGUUUUCUGCAGAGGAUAGGGAUGCAAUACCACUGGGAAAACCGAAACUAUAAGAAUUUUGAUGAGUUUUUGAUGGAUAUGAAGCAAAGCAAGAGAAAGAAUAUUCGCCAAGAGCGCAAGAAGAUUCCUGUUCAGAAUUUGACCAUGAAACGCCUAAGAGGAGAUGAGAUAAAGGCUAAGCACUGGGAUACAUUUUAUGAAUUCUACAGGAACACCACUGAUAACAAGUGGGGCAGAGCAUAUCUGACAAGAGACUUUUUCGAGAAGAUGGGUUCAAAAUUGGGAGAUAAUGUACUACUUGUGAUUGCUGAAGAAGGAGACGAUGGGAGGAUUGUGGCUGGAGCAUUGAAUAUAAUUGGAGGAGAUACUCUAUAUGGGCGUCUAUGGGGAUGUGUUCCUGAUGCAUAUUACCCAAGUUUGCAUUUUGAAGCAUGUUAUUACCAGGCAAUAGAAGCAGCAAUAGAACUAAAACUAAAAAAGGUAGAGGCAGGAGCCCAGGGGGAACAUAAAAUUCAGAGGGGUUAUAUGCCAGUCCCAACUUAUAGCAAUCAUUACAUUGUCGAUAAAGAUUUCAGAGCUGUUAUACAAGAUUUCGUUAUUCGAGAAGCAACUCAGGUGAAUCUUGUGAUGAAACUAAUUCAUGAUUCUGGACCCUUAAAGGAUGGUUGUACAUAGCACAGAAGUGUGUGCAAAGGUAUGUAUUAUUUUGAUUUUAGCUGCUUUCAUGUAAAAAUAAAUUAAAAUUUAUAAUAAAGGCAAGCUUUUGCA
Messenger RNA from Impatiens glandulifera, 1733 nucleotides. RefSeq lists its product as uncharacterized. The record is from RefSeq and is a predicted model, not a curated record. The transcript is spliced from 12 exons. NCBI's taxonomy places the organism in Eukaryota, Viridiplantae, Streptophyta, Magnoliopsida, Ericales, Balsaminaceae. Bases 180 to 1640 code for a protein of 486 amino acids.